CUUCAUAUUCCUCUCUCUCUUUUCUCGUUGAACAUACAGAACUCCUGUCCACGUCCUUUACUCAUUCCUUCGCCAUUUCCGUCGCCGGCGAAAGCGACAUUCACCCACUUUUUCCCCUUGACAACGGGUACAGAACAAUAACGGCAUCAGUCUGACGCCAUGCUUGACCCAGGGGAAGGUCCAGCAGCAUUCAACCCCGACCUGACGGAAUUCCCUGCCUUCACAUUCCCGCCACCGCCCACAAAGCCAGGCCAGGUGAUCCUCAACCGAUUCGUCCUUUACGAAACCAAAACCAGGUUCUUCAUCGUUGGUACAAAUGCACCUGCAGGAACCCGCUUUCGAGUCCUCAAGAUCGACCGAACCACAGCACCAGACGAACUAAGUAUCACUGAGGAUGAAGCCGUCUAUACCAAAUCCGAAGUCGACGAUUUACUGGAGAUGAUUGCCAACGGCAACAAGUCCACAGGAGGAAUGCGUGAGAUCGCCAAGUUCUAUGGGAUUGUGGGCUUCGUGCGGUUUACCGAGGGCUACUAUCUCACCAUCAUCACGAAACGGAGCCCUGUAGCACUGAUUGGCGGACAUUAUAUCUUUCACAUUGACGCGACCUCGACUAUUUCGAUUCAUUCGUCCACCACACCGACGUCAAAGCUGGACAAGAACUCGGAUGAGGCGCGGUACCUGCAAAUGUUCCAGAUGGUUGACUUGACAAAGAACUUCUAUUUCUCGUACUCGUACGAUAUCACCAGGACGCUGCAAUGGAACAUGACGAGGAAUCAUCAGAUCGAAGGGCGAAAUAGGAUGUUUGUGUGGAACUCAUAUCUCUUGGAGGGCGCAUUUGGAGAACAGACGGGCAUUGAGAACCAGUGGGCGCUACCUAUCAUGUAUGGAUUUGUCGACCAGUCAAAACUGUCAAUCCUCGGCCGAAAUGUGUACGUGACGCUGAUUGCGCGAAGAUCUCGCUUCUUCGCCGGUGCUCGAUUUCUGAAGAGAGGUGUCAACGACAGGGGAUAUGUCGCGAACGACGUCGAGACCGAGCAAAUUGUGUCUGAAAUGUCGACCACAUCGUUCUACGGAGCAGGUUCCUUGAAUGCCAACCCUAAUCACACUUCCUUUGUACAACACCGCGGAUCAAUUCCUCUGUACUGGACUCAGGAUGGAACCAAUAUGUCACCGAAGCCAGCUAUUGAGCUCAAUGUAGUUGAUCCCUACUUUUCAGCAGCAGCAUUACAUUUCGACGACAUGUUCAGACGCUAUGGCGCGCCCUGCAUCGUGCUGAACCUGAUCAAGGCCAAGGAGAAGACGCCACGAGAGUCGCUCCUGCUGAAAGAGUUUUCAGAGUGCAUAGAGUAUUUGAACCAGUUCCUACCAGAGGACAAGAAGAUUUGGCAUAUCAAAUGGGAUAUGUCGAGGGCGUCCAAGAGUCCUAACGAGAAUGUGAUUUCGGUUCUUGAGAUCAUUGCGGACAAAACAUUCGCGCAAACAGGGUUCUUUCACAGUGGCUUCAACCAGGAAGCAGGAGCUCGCAACAAAAAGACUUUAAUUUACGGAUCAGGAUUGCAGAACGGUGUUGUGCGAACGAAUUGUAUCGACUGUCUGGAUCGAACGAAUGCCGCGCAAUUCAUCAUUGCAAAGUGUGCUUUAGGACAUCAGCUCUACUCACUAGGACUGAUUGCGGAACCAGUGGUGCCAUUCGACUGCGAUGUGGUCAACAUGUUGACGGAGAUGUACCACGAUCACGGUGAUACGAUUGCACUCCAGUAUGGAGGGUCACAUCUGGUCAACACCAUGGAAACAUACCGAAAGAUCAACCAGUGGACGAGCCACAGUCGUGACAUGAUUGAGAGUAUCAGACGAUUCUACAGCAACAGCUUUGUUGAUGCUGAAAAACAAGACGCCAUGAACUUGUUCCUGGGCAACUAUCGUGUGCGAAAGGGCACCGGUCCUGCGCUCUGGGAGCUCCCUGGAGAUUACCAUCUGCACAACAUUACCGAUCCGGAGCUGAAAAAGAUUCGAAAGAGCUAUAUCAGGUGGUGGACACCCGAUGCAUUGCUACCCCAGGAUGCAUUAGCGCGAAAAAGUUUCCAGGAGGCACAGGAACGCGAUCUGGCACAGUUCAGACUUCACGAUGCUGGAUACGAUGGAUACGAUGGACCAUUUGGGAGUGAAUUCGAGGGCGAAUAUUUUGAUGGGGAUCCGGAGCGGGAGCAAGAUCAGGUCCAAGACAACACCGAAGACUUGGCAAGGGAAGGCAGUAUGGCAGACUUGAAGCCGUCCAGUCGAGACGGCACCAGACAGGACGAUCAUAUUGAAAAUCUACGGUCAGAAGAUGAGGAUGAUCUGUCAGGGAACACGAUAAAGGCGUUCGGAACGGACGGUCGAGUAGACAGCAUGGAGUCUAUGCUAUCUGCCCAAUCGUAUCAAUCACAUCCCAAUCAGGGUACAGCAAUCACAGAUGCGGACAGACGGCGUUCGAGUCUUGCGCUCUCAAAAAUCUCCUCUGUACAUUCAAUAUCGAGUAUGCAAAGCGGAAGCCAAGGAUUCUCUCAGCCUGAUUCUGGGAUACGCGCCUCCCGCUCCAAUCCUAACAUUUCUUCCAUCCAGGCAGACGGCGAAAUGAGCGAAUCUAGGUCUGGGUGUGAGUCUUCACUAGAUGGAAGUUUGUUGGAUUUCAAGGAGAGGAUUGUGGCGCCUUUAAAUCUACACAAAGAUCCCUCGAGAUCAGGAACUGCUCCUAUAUCUUCCGCGUCUUCUAUCUCAUCUUUGCGCCGAUGUCAGCAGUUGCGGAGCUCUGCCUCGAGGUCUUCCCUUGCUGCCUCUUCCAUCAAUGGCAACGGCUGGUCAACAAGGUCGGCUCAUUUAUCAAGGGGAGAGCGUUUUGUUCACGACGAGUUUGAUGCUUGUGACGACACCGGCGAAGAUCCAACGUCUGCCUGGGAGGAGUAUUGGGAUGAAUACUAUCGCCCAAAGGUCCAGACGUCUUUCCAACGACUGUUUGCGUACAACAUGAACUCGACCAACCGAUAUAUACCACCCAAUAUCAAGAAAACAUCAGAGCAGAGUCCAUUCGAAGUAAGGCAGAACCAUAGCAUUCCUUCGCAAGCCGAACUCAACGCCAAGGCAGCUGCGAAAUCUGAAAAGACGUCUAUGCUGAACUGGCUGGGGUUGACCGGCAACAACAGCAACAAAAACAACGGCAAUACUAAUACCAACAACAAGAAGCAGCAUAACUCCAAGACGUCGUCGGGAUACGCCAACGGCUCUAAGACGCUGCCUCUGAGCACAGGACGCAAAAAGGGAUUUCUAUCGAGCCUUGAUGACGAUCCAGCAGUUCAAAAGAAGAGCAGCAAUAAACUCAAGGACGGUAUCGCACAUCAUGCUCGCGGUAGUCGUUUAUCGAUCGCUUCAUAUCCGGCAUCGGGGAAUGCAGAAUUCGACGAGAAGGCUGCCACUGCAUCGGGCAGUGAUAGCUCCUUUACUACGGCUGCCCUUAGGGCGCAACAGCAACCAGAUGGAAAAGUUCGUCUACCUGCCCACGUACCCCGGUCCAAGGAUGAGGAAUGGGAGCUGACAAAAAACGUUUGGACCAACUUGCCGCAGUUUGCCAUCCACGAUUCCACGUAUACGCCAGGGCCUGAAAAGAAGAGUCCUGGAACUUUGGAGGACAAACUAGUUGGUACACAAGAGGCGGCAAAGGAUGGGUCGUCAACUAUCAUAGCGGCCUCCACAGAGGUGGGAGGUAAAGGGAGGUCGCAUCUGGAGGAGAUGAUCAAGCGCUCACUACAACCAGAUGUUACCUUGCACGAGACGAAGGAGUACAAGAGAUAUACCCAGCAGUUCAAGUCGAUCAGGUUUGACUCUGUACCGACUAAAGGGGCUGCCUCUUAUGGAAUUAAUGCCAUUUCCACCGGCCAAAAGGACGAGUUAUCCAUUGACACCAACGCGCUACCCAGUUCUGGAAUUGUCCCUAGCGGAUUCGCUAGCAUGCAGCAGCAGCAACAGCAGCACGGGAACAAAGAGCUUGGGAAACCGUCGACAGAGUCUUCGUCAAAUAGCCUACCUAAACUGGUGGGAGGUAAUCAACAACAGAACGGAAGUUCUUUAACAUCAACUACGACCAUCGGCAAUAUGGAGUUGAACGAAGAAGAGGAGUUCUACUAUGCAGUUUCGCGCGCCGGGGCCAGCCAGGGCGGAAAAAUGCAGAUAAUGACGUCCAACGGUAGUAUGAACCCGAACAGCCACAUGCAGCUUGCUAACAGAGCAUCGCCAACCUUACCGCUGGUCGUUUCGCCUCUUUUGUCGCGAACAGAUUCCACGCUGUCGCCUGCUGUGGCUGCUAGUCGGCGACAACUAGAAUGGGGUGACGGGACGAGGCAGGAUGAAGCCGAGAAUGAAGACGAGAUUGACUACAGCCGUUACUUGCCUGAACCCCCGAUCCUACUAGCGCCUGUACAAACUAUCAUCAAGCCCCCAAGCGAGUCAGAGAUGGUGCUGUAUAACGCGCAUGUGGAACUGCCCAAGCUGACACUAUACACUGUUGGGCAGACGAGUUUGAAUCCUUAUUGGGGCGCGAGUACUGGAACUAGAGCUCGAUAUGAUGCGUACAUGAUGUGGAUCAUGAAGGGCCGAUAUGGCAAUAUGACCAUGCCGUCAGCUGGAGGAGGAAGUGGCGGUGCGAACGGCAAUAGCCAUGGCAACGGUGUUACGGGGUCGAAUAGUGCGUCCGCUGGAGGCGCCGUGUUUGCAGGGCGCUCUACUGGUGCGGGAACACAUCCACCGCUACGACGAGGGAGCAGCGCGAUCUAUCCUACUGUCGGAGAAAACGACGGCCUCAAUCUGGGAGGGAUCAAGGCUGCUGGAACUGUAGCUGGAGUUGAAGCUGGAACGGAGACAGGGUCACCGACAAAUGGGGCCGCUAGCAAGGAACAGUUGUUGCACCAGUACCAGCAGCAACAGAUACAGCACACGCUAUUGCAGCAGCAACGGAAAGGAUUGAGCGGCCUCAGCCUUGGUUUAGCAUAACUAGAAGCAAUAAAAAUAUUCAGGAGUACAUUAAGCACA
Messenger RNA from Gamsiella multidivaricata, 5058 nucleotides. Its product is annotated as SacI homology domain-containing protein. The transcript has 9 exons. Gene Ontology annotation, cellular component: intracellular membrane-bounded organelle. Gene Ontology annotation, biological process: phosphatidylinositol dephosphorylation. The coding region runs from base 160 to 5019 and encodes 1619 amino acids. NCBI's taxonomy places the organism in Eukaryota, Fungi, Mortierellomycota, Mortierellomycetes, Mortierellales, Mortierellaceae. The record is from RefSeq and is a predicted model, not a curated record. Gene Ontology annotation, molecular function: phosphatidylinositol-3,5-bisphosphate 5-phosphatase activity.